Brassica oleracea var. oleracea is the source of this 594-nucleotide messenger RNA. RefSeq lists its product as uncharacterized. The coding region runs from base 1 to 594 and encodes 197 amino acids. Lineage: Eukaryota; Viridiplantae; Streptophyta; Magnoliopsida; Brassicales; Brassicaceae. The record is from RefSeq and is a predicted model, not a curated record. The transcript has a single exon. Gene Ontology annotation, molecular function: nucleic acid binding; 3'-5' exonuclease activity. Gene Ontology annotation, cellular component: nucleus; cytoplasm.
AUGGUAACAAUCACAAAUUUGAUUCCAUUUCAUGAAAUACUCAUUGAAACGACGGUGACCAAUGAAGUUUGCAUUGCGAAGAGCUGGAUACUCCACGUACUAUCAGAAAACCAAGAAGAUCCACCGGUGAUCAUCUCUCUGAACUCCAAGACAAACCCUCAAGAUGGUGCAAAGGCCGCUACCGUUCAGUUAUGCAUCAAAAACAAAUGUCUCAUACUCCAACUCCUUCAUGUGAACCAAAACACCAACCUCGAAGAAUGUUUUGGUGAUCUAUUUCGCGAUGAGAAAUUUGUUUUUGUGGGUAUAGGUAUUGCGGUAACGGCCAAGAAGCUGAACGGUCUAGUCACUGUUGUUAAGAAAGUUGAUGUUCGUGACCUGGUAAAGGUUAAUUAUCCUAUUAGUUAUGGUGUGAGAUCAAGGCUUAGCUUGAAGGCAAUGGCUAGUGAGUUGUUGGGUUUUGGUUCGUGGAAACCGAAAAGGCAGAUCUGUCCGAGAGAUUUGGCUAGGAGAGUUCUUGAUGAAGAGGUGAUUAAGUUUUUGUCCAUUGAUGCUUAUGUGUCUUAUGAAAUUGGGUUUAAGAUGCUUACACAAUAA